Molecule: messenger RNA, 2224 nt
Organism: Nematostella vectensis (starlet sea anemone)
Lineage: Eukaryota; Metazoa; Cnidaria; Anthozoa; Actiniaria; Edwardsiidae
Exons: 22
Coding region: 495-2078 (527 amino acids)
Source: RefSeq, a predicted model, not a curated record
GGCUGGACGCAGGCUAAAGCACUACUAGCAUCAACAUGUUUUGCAGCUUAAUUUUAAGUACAAAAGCGCCGAUCGAGUCGAUGGAAUAGGAAGGUGUCUUAGGCUGCUAGCAUGGCUCUCGUCUGACCACGGAACGCCUAGUGUGUCCGAAAUCAGUAUUUAGAACUACAACCGGGCUAUGGGAUUACAAGACGCCCCCCCUCGGGCUAUCGACAUUCCUUUCAAUCUUCAUACAAAGAAGUACCGAAUUUCCCCUUCCUACAUAACGCCCUUGGUUCCCGAAUAUGCUUCCUACGCCUAGCCUGCGUGCAUCCGGGUUCGAAGUUUUUACUCUGUAACAGAGUAAAAACUAUGAUACCGGAUGCACGCAAGCUACGCCGGCUUAUUGGUCCUGUUGACCGAGUCUCAUAUUACACGUCACAUGUUAUGUCCGCUUAAGCACGGUUCGGAAGGUUCUUGAUCAGUGUGCGAGUUUUUACGUGGAAGACGAAGCUAUGAGAAAAGCAAAGUGUACCUCACUGAGAACGAUCUUUUUGUCCGAAAAAGACCUAAAUUUUAAUUGCGUGCCCAGAGGGAGCAGGCUGAAACAGGCGGAGCGAGAGGGGAGAGUCCAAACCUUAGACCUGGCCACCAAUCACUCCAGCGAGGAUGUCCUAAGCAUCCUAAAAUCAAAAUUUCCGACGCUACGUAAUGAACUGGAGUUGCCAAAGAGACUUCAGUUCCUUCAGCCAGGGGCACAAGGCAACAACGGCUGGAAUGUUGCCUUUUACGGGGUCCCUACUGGCCAGGAAAUUUACAAUGCGUUCAAUCGAACGAAAAGGAUGUAUUUCUGUCUAAGGACAAAAGAUUUAAGCAGCAGCACCACCCCAACACCAGGGGCGACCAAGAAGUCAUCCCCAAGGUCAUCAAAAAAAGGGAAGAUGAUAUUCAAAGAUAUUGCAAAUGGCAAAGCUGCAUUUCCGGCCACCAGUGAUGAAGGUGACGACAGCGAUGAAUAUAAUCAACCACUAAGCACUCCAAUAAAGAAAACAGAUUCCUCUAAAGUCCUUAGUAUAAACCCUCCUGGAAAAGGCAAGAAACCUGAAAAGCCCUCUAAAGUCCACCUCAGAGGUAGUCCAUCUUCAUCCCCUUCUAGUGGGGACGACCUUGUACCUGUUCUUGAAUACAAGGAAGUCAAAGAGAAGAGCGAGUUGAAUGCCCUUAGCAACCCUGGAAAGGGAAAAUCAACGGAUCCCUCUAAAGUCCAUGACAGAGAUCCAUCACCCUCCUCCAGCGAUGAAUAUAAUCAAUCCCUCAGCACUCCCAUAAAGAAAACAGCGUCCUCAAAAGGAGAAUUCUUAAAGGAAAUAAAUUUGCACUCAAGUUUUGGAGUUGUUGUUGGAACAGUAAGGGAGGAUGAGUAUGAGUUUGGUUUUCUGAACCAAAGCAUCACAAAGGGCCAGAUGUGGUAUCACACACAGGCACUUGGGGACCUGUGUGUGGUACUCGAAAAUUACCAUCAGGCAUGUAUACAAGCCAAGUACUCUGGCAGAUCAUUGCUUAUCUGCUCAGGGGUUGAACCAGAUGAGCCAGCCAACUACAUGCUGGCAAGUUUCUUCAGGGAUGUCGAAGACUUGGAGGUCAAACCUCUGCUAUGUGUGUGUUUCGAAGGCACAGAUGAUGAGAGGGCAGUAUCCAGAAAUCAUGGCCAUGGGAGGGAACCAAUACUGUUGGUGUUGCGUGCUAUUGGUUCCAACCUAGGAGUUGUUGCCCGUGCAGAAGAUGUCAAUCUCAGCACUUUUGAUGGAAGGGUCAUCCUCAAAGCCCUAAGCAUAAAGGAAAAAAAGGAAAAAAAGAAAAAGAGAAGGAAUAAAGACAACAAGAAAACUGUUGAUCACAAGACUGGCUAUGAUCCUGACAUGGAUUCUAAAUCAGAUACGGGCGAAGAGCAUGAGGUUCACUUCAAAAGUGAAUUGUUGCAGACUUUCAUAGGGGGCAAUGACACCACAAUAGAAAACAACAAGCAACUCAUGAAAAGAAAAGCUAGGGGCAAAGCAAGCAGAAAAGCAAAGAAGUUCAACAAGGGGAAAGAUAUUUAGUAGUUGACACCAAAAUUGGCAGUAGAUCAGUAAUUAUAAAUGAGUAGUUUAGUUAGAUACUCAAGACCUCAUCAUCAUUUUAGUUGCACUUGUACCAAAGCUAUUGAGUUUUUUUCACAAUAGAAAAUAUAGGACAAAAAUGAAAA